This is a messenger RNA of Acanthaster planci (crown-of-thorns starfish), 5749 nucleotides long. RefSeq lists its product as uncharacterized. NCBI's taxonomy places the organism in Eukaryota, Metazoa, Echinodermata, Asteroidea, Valvatida, Acanthasteridae. The record is from RefSeq and is a predicted model, not a curated record. Gene Ontology annotation, molecular function: protein binding. Gene Ontology annotation, biological process: signal transduction.
CAAUGGAGGUCCGCAUGCAAACAACUUAAUAUUGACACGAACGAUGAGGGCCAACACGGGAAGCGCAGUGUGUGUGUGUGAAGCCAUGCACUGAUAAAGGCCAUAGUGGUCAGCCAUCAUUCACCGAACAUCAGUCUAGAUUUGCCCACCAGAAAUGUAACAUUUUGCCAUCGUAUUUCGUAACAUCUGAAUGACGAACGUACAGCUAAGUCAUCAUAAUUUUCAAGCUGAUGUGAUUUUGUAACUGACUUGAACAGUGAGCCACCCAAACCACCGCUUGUGAGUGUGGAUUCGGGAAAAUACUCAUUGAAUGAACGAUUUCGCCAAAAUGCCAAGCACCAAAGAAGUAGCGGAGUUGAUCAAGAAAGACCCGACGGCUGUUGAUUCCUACAUGCCUCUGGUUCUUCCGGCGAUACGGGACGACGAGGAAGUAAAAGAAAGGUCAGGUGACCUGAAAGAUGCUGUGGCGAACAAAGUGUUUGAGGAAGUUAAAUCCAAGAAAAAUCAUUAUGAGAAACACAUGCUGGAUUUGUGUCAGACAUGUCUGGAGAAAAGAGCGACUAAGUACUACGAACUUGCAGCAGAUAUGUUUAAGGAGAAGCAUAUUAUAAACUGGAAGCAACACGUCGCUCCAGCAGAGAAGUUGAUCAAAACCUUCGAGGUUCCCGUGGCACUGGUGAGGAACAAGAGGGAUGAAUGGUGGGGGGACGAUCGUGCGCCAAGUGAUACAGAGAUGGGCGGGGCUUUGGCUAAAUGCAUUGAAGCCAUGUUGGAGGGCUUUGACCGAGACAAGAUUUUGAAGAAAGUAAGCAAAUGCAUCAUUGAAGUUCUUGCGGUACUGUUCAAGUCGCCCAAUGAGCUACAAAUUGUUGCUGGAUAUGCCUUCGUAUCAGACUCAUGGCACAAAAUUAGCUGGGAGGGAAGUGAAAAGAUCCUUCCAGAAAUGUACACAGCGAUGUACGAGUGGAUGACAUCAGGCGAUGUGGACCUAGAGAGUAUAUCAGAUGACAAGACGAACUUCAUCAGUGAGACUUUGUCAAAUUCCCUCUCUGGAGCUGGGUCACCAUCCAAAUAUGCAAAAGAGGUCAGUAAGAUUUUUCAGUAUUUACUGACACAAGAGCUGGAUGGUCAACCGUGUUCAGGAUAUGGACUGGUAGUGCAAAACAUAUGCACUCAAUUUGUUUCCAAGCACUGCGGCAACCAGCGACUUAUUAAAGACUUUGUUCCUGGAGUGAUCAAGCUCCUCAAAACUGACACCGAACACCUGGUUACCAUCGCUUCGAGCUGCAUCACAAGCUUCUAUCAGCAAGUUGAUCUCCUAGCCCCUUGUGCUGACGACGUCAUGGAUGUCUUCCUCGCGGGAAAAAGUGAUAUGCUUGGCAUGUGUCUGAAACCGUUGUAUGGAGUUAGCCCAGAGAAGAUCCUGAGUAGGUUUGACCAGUUGUCGGAGGCGAUAGAGGACAUGAAUCAAACAAACAAAACCUACAUCUACAUGCUUUGGGACGAUGUUGCAAAGGAUAAUGCCAAGAUACUCGUGCCCCAUGUAGACCUGAUGAUGGAUGACGUCACAAAUGGCCAACUCUGUCAUCAAGUGGUCUUGGUCUUGGGAAACAUAUCAGUUAAGUUCCCGGAUUUAUUUGUGGACAAGAUCGACAAACUGAUGAGGAUAGCCAAGCAAACGCCAUACACCAUCCACUCAAUAGCUAAGGUUGUUGCCAGUGUUGGACAGAUAAAUGAGGAACAAGCUAACCGCUGCAUGAAAAUACUCAUCGAUAAGUUGAAGAGCAGUGAGGAUACGUGGAUCAGUACCAUCUUGAUGGAAAUAAAGCGAAUCGGUCGCAAGUACGUGGAGGUCUUGAAGAAGUACAGGGCCGAUAUUGAGCCGUUACUGAAGAGCCAGGCGAUGGGCGUGCCUGAUUUGGUGCAGUCCCUGAUUGAUUUCAUGGAAGGACGCAGCUUGGAAGCACUGGCAGAUGACGUGGAAGACGUGAAGGAAGAUGUGCAAGACCUGGACAAUCGAGUGACUGAGACAGAGCAGAACGUCGACCGGCUGGACAAGACAGUUACUGAACAGGGCCAAGAGAUUGAAAAUGUCAAGAAUGAGGUGGCAGAGCAAGGUGAACGACUUGACGAGCUUGAGGAAGUGGUGGACGAAACUAUCGUCAAGGUGGACGAAAUCGACCAUAAGACUAUCACCAAUGCUCCAAAGUGGUCCCGUGAUAUCUCCAAACUCCUGAAUGUCGAGCAUGAGCAUGACUGGCGCUACCUGGCCAUCCGUCUGGGCUUCACCGGCGAGGAUGUCCGUAAUUGGGCACUGUCUCCGGACCCGACUAUGGCUAUCUUGGCAGAGUGGUACACAAUCCAUAAGAGCAGCGAGGCGACCUACGCCGUGCUGACGGCGCUGCAGGAUAUGGGUAGAGAUGACGCAGCAACCAUCGUGGAGGAAGCUUUGAAAGCUGCUGAUUCGAAGGUUCCGAAAGCCGCCCCUGAAAUGUCUGAGAAGCCUCCUCGGGUUUUCAUCAGCUACCAGUGGGACCAUCAGCCUGAGGUUAAGGCCAUCAGGGAGCAUCUGGAGAAAGCUGGGUUCAGCUGCUGGCUGGACAUUGGUCAGAUGGGAGGAGGAGAUAGUCUUUUUGCUAAGAUCAACGAGGGCAUGAGGGCAGCCAAGGUGGUGUUGUGCAUGUGCACCGAGAAGUACUCAAAGUCGGAGAAUUGCAAUAAGGAGGUGAACCUGGCCAACCUGCUGAACAAGCCCAUCAUACCCGUUCUGAUUGAGAAGAUAGCCUGGCCUCCAGCCGGCUCCAUGAGCAUGCUGUUCGCUCAGCUACUGUACAUUCAGUUCUUCACAGACAAGGAAUAUGUGAGAGGAGACAAAUUCUGGGAGGAUGCCAAGUUUGCCGAGCUCUUGGGACAGAUCAGUUAUCAUGUUGCUCCCGACGAGGAGAUGAUUACUGAUGAGUACCGCAACUGGGCACCUCAGAUUGAUGAUCUACCAAAGGUUGUGAAGAAAGCAGACGAGAAGAAGCCGACUGGCGCCGCAGCAAAGGAAGAAAAAUCAACAGAAGAGGGAGACGAGAUCAUCCCUCAGGUGUUUAUUUCAUACCAAUGGGACAAGCAGACGGAGAUAAAGGCCUUGUACUCUAGACUGACAUCGCUGGGAUUUAGCUGCUGGUUGGAUAUAAUGCAGAUGGGUGGUGGUGAUCCACUGUACUCCAAAAUAGACAAGGGAAUUAGAAAUGCCAAGGUCGUGGUCUCCAGUGUGACACCAAAGUACGCGCUGUCUGCCAACUGUCGCCGCGAAGUGAGUCUUUCUGACGCUCUUGCUAAACCAAUCAUCCCGCUCCUCAUGCAAAAGAUGACGUGGCCUCCAGAGGGCCCCAUGAGCAUGCCCUUUGCCCAGCUUCUCUACAUUGACUGCACUGCCCCGUCUACCCAGACAGAGUUCCGCGAUGCCAAAUUUGACGAGCUGGUGCAGAAGAUCAAAGCCUAUGCUACCGUGGAGGACGCGGUAGUUCAGAAAGUAUCAGCAUCCCAAGACGAAACCAAACAACCUGUAAACGAACAGGAUGUGAAACAAACGGAAUUAGAUACGAGUUCGAGUCCCCCACCAGCUGAAGAGAACAAACCACUGAGAGCAGAUGAUCAAGAUAAGCUCGCACAGACACCAAAGGAUGGAGACAAACGGGAAAGUGAACCCGACUUACCCGAAAAGGCACAGGAGGUGAAAGAGACGGAAGCAAAGACGAGUCCAAGCCCACCACUAGCUGAAGAGAACAAACCACCGACAGCAGAUGAUCAAGAUAAGCUCGCACAGACACCAAAGGAUGGAGACAAACGGGAAAGUGAACCCGACUUACCCGAAAAGGCACAGGAGGUGAAAGAGACGGAAACAAAGACGAGUCCAAGCCCACCACUAGCUGAAGAGAACAAACCACCGAGAGCAGAUGAUCAAGAAAAGCUCGCACAGACACCAAAGGAUGGAGACAAAGAGAAAAUUCAAAGGCCAAAGGAAGACCCAGGAAGGCCGAAAUCAGAGACAGGGCCGAAGCAUGCCGAGAUUAUUCAGCAGGAUAGGAGCGCCUCUGCCCCCAAAGAGAGGGCAAAACCAGAAUCGCCCCCAAAGAAGAAAAAGAAAUCAUCCGUGUGUGCGAUACUUUAGACGUGAAAGUACAAGGACACUUGUACAUAGGUUACACUGCAAAAACUUGUUUAAAAAAUCGCAGGACUGCCCCGAGUGGAGUUUGCUAAUUUGGCUCGGCGCAGGGCACUGCCUAGCCCACUGCCCAAAGAGUUUUCAUGUCAUGUUCCCGGUGUGCGAACAACUACGACGCUGUACUAGGAUACACAUCCACCUAUGGAGAAUUUAGAUGAGCAGUGGCAGACGAUAGCGAUCAUUAGAAUGGGUAUAUCACGCUGGGUAUAUAAUAUUCGUUGUUUGUGCAGCACGUUAAUUAAGAAUAGCAACAGGGUGGUCAAUUAUGGUAUCAGCCAAACAAGAACUAGCAAGACCACAAUCUUAUUCGGUGUGCAGAUUUCAUAGCAAGUGGUUUUAGGUCGGGUGAUCAGCAGCAACUGGUUCAGGAUAAGUUCAAGGUAGAAAACACUGCACCCGACGGCAGCGUUCAGGACAACAGCAGAUGCACUACAGACCCAAACUUCGACCGGUAACCCUUCCCUGUCCAACAAUGCUACGGCAUGCCACAAAUGACCAGGCAUGACAGGAGGUGUCAAGAUAGGUGAAAACUUUCCGGAACAGAGGCCCAUUUUCCUGUGAUGUACCAUAAUAAAAAUCUUCUCAGGGUAUUUUGAAUCCUUAAUGACAACACCUGAUUAAGCUGAAUAUUUGGAUUGUAACAGACGUUCUAUACACCUCAAAAUAGACUCUGUCCAUCCCAACAGCACGUCGAGUUCUAUUUUUUUUAGUAGCGAUGGCUACCUGUAAAUAGCAUAAAUUUGUCAGGGGCUGUUAGUGCAAGGAACCAGUGUAUACAAGCAGUUGUCGCAAAAAAGUGGUUGAUCAUGCACACUUGGCCAGGCUUGUCAGAGUAGGUUUUAGCAAGUGUACACAGAUGUACAACUCUUUAAGUUUGUGAACCUUUUCACCCACUAUACAAUUUUAAUAGAAAUCAUUUAUUAAGAUAGUUAAGAGUGAAUUUCUCUGAUAGUGUUAUUAUUUACACCUUCAGACUUUAUAUCUUUCAGAUGUUUGAACAGAAGUGUUCAAAUGUAAUGUUCACAGUUUACUUUCAGCAAGAGUUAUGAAUUUAGUGUGUUUUAGACGAAGCGACGUCGCCGGCUCAAAAUCUAUGUACAGCCUAAAUUAGGCCCUAUAUUAAAAAAUAAAAUGUGUAGUUCUUCGAGUUAUCGUUAAUACUUUAACAAAUCAUGGGGGGGGGUACAACAGAUUAGUCUUUUUUUGAAAAGACUUUUGAAAUUUGGUUCAUUCCAGGCGUCUACAAGUUUCUGCACCAAAGCUGAAAACCUGUCGAGGCUGUUCUUUAUAUGACAUGGUCUUUUUGAAGUACCAUUCAACAAAACAGAAACCUAGUCCCCGUAUAAAACUGCGAAAAAAAUGAAGAAACAUAAUUUGGACGUCAGUAUUUACCUUUGUUGUAAAACCUUGAACCCUUUUAUCUAUGAAGCACUGUGUAAAGUUGAAAUACGCCUACCAUAGGGAAAGUGUCUGAUAUCUGUGUAACAUGCCAAGUGUGUCUCUCCGACCUAUUAACAUAGAAAUUGUGUUUCGUCA